Messenger RNA from Quercus lobata, 1889 nucleotides. RefSeq names its product ankyrin repeat-containing protein BDA1-like. Gene Ontology annotation, molecular function: protein binding. The record is from RefSeq and is a predicted model, not a curated record. The transcript has 2 exons. Bases 264 to 1571 code for a protein of 435 amino acids. NCBI's taxonomy places the organism in Eukaryota, Viridiplantae, Streptophyta, Magnoliopsida, Fagales, Fagaceae.
UUUUUUUUACUUAAUCGCUAAUCUUUGUGAUGAGUGGAUGACCUGAACUUUUGCGUUCCUUCUUAGAAGUACGGUGGUUCCUUCUUAGACUUAGAUGAUUACUCCGUUAUCUUCUUCACUCCAGCUAUCAAAAUAGACGCUCUUUCUAAAUUUCAACAUCCAUCAUUUUUUUUACUCUAGCUAGCUGCUCUAAGUUUCAACUUCCACCACUUUUGUUUCACACUAAGGGAAACCUGCCUUAAUAUAUCAUAGCCUUGUCUAGAAUGGAUGAGAGAAUUGAGAGGUUGAAGCAGGUUGCUCAACAUGGAAAUAUCGAUGCCUUUUACAAGUUAAUUCAGGAGGAUGUAAAGCUUUUGGAGGCUAUUGAUGAGCUACCAUUUGUUGAUACUCCUUUACACACAGCUGCAUCAGUUGGGAACGUCCCAUUUGCCAUGGAGAUGAUGAGAUUAAAGCCAUCACUUGCCAGCAAGCCAAAUCCAGAUGGGUUUAGCCCUCUUCACCUUGCUCUACUACGUGAGCAAAUUGAGAUGGUGCGUCGACUUGUACAAGUCGAUGGGGACCUUGUUCGCGUGAAAGCAAAGGAGGGUUCGACUCUUUUGCAUUAUGCAGUAACAACAGAUGAUCACCUUGAUCAACUGGUCGAAUUUCUAUCAGUUUGUCCUCAUUCUAUUGAAGAAGUGACAAUUCGAAACGAGACUGCUCUACAUAUUGCUCUAAAAUACGACAAGUUGGAGGCUUUUAAACUCUUGGUGGGAUGGCUCAGAAAAAAUAGGUCUAAAAAUUCCAUGUUUUGGGAGAGAAAAGUCUUGAACUGGAAGGAUGGAGAAGGAAACACUGUAUUGCAUGUUGCAAUAUCCAAAAAUCAGCCCCAGGCUGUAGAUCACUUAUUAGCUUCGGGAUGUGAUGUUGACGUCAACGUUAAGAAUUUAGAAGGUAAAACAGCACGGGACAUCUUUCACGAACAAACUCAAGUGGACAAACAGAUCGAGCCUUUGCUACGCCGUGCUGGAGCUAAGAAAGCUUCAUCUCUUAAAGUUACUCCUUCGGCAGAUUAUUACCUAAGGCGUAAAGUCUCACUUCCUGAGAAGUUGCGAAUACGGCGUAGUCGUCAAAAGUGGUCAAUAUCAGAUGACAAGCGCAAUGCACUUCUGGUGGUUGCUACACUGCUUAUAACAGCGACCUAUCAAGGAAUACUCAGCCCUCCUGAGGGGCUCAGGCAAGAUGACCCAAAUCCUGGAACCAUAGCACCUGUGAGUCCGUACAACAAAGAUUGGGUUGAAAGUACUACUUAUAGAGAAUUUUGGUUGGGCAUCUUCAUUAUGUUAAAUUCUGCGACGUUUAUGCUCUCAUACACAAUAAUUUUUCAGCUCAUUCCAUCUGGGUACUUUUAUGUGGUGCUCCAAGCAGCCCUUUUCUUCCUCUAUGCUUGCUAUUUUGUUUCAUGGACAGUCCUCGGGGUUUCAUAUUUGGUAUUUUUUAUGUUAGUUUUUGUUUCUUCCCUGCUUUAUAAUAUCGUGGUAGGAAUGGAUUUUUCUUCUUGGAGAAAAAGAAGGCAUAAGGCUAGUCAAUAAAAGACUGCAAGGUUCAAUGCUAAGGGGUUUCCCAAUUCGUUCCUGGAAGAAGAAAAGUAAUGGGCGGGGAUACCUCAAUAUUGGGAUGGAAGAGCUACCUCAACUCAAUGAUAUUAGAUGGAAAAAUAAAGCUGUGUGCAUCUGAAAUGUAUGUCAAAUUGUCAAUUUUUAUUUUUGUUUCUUCUCAAGCUAAGAACUUUUUAGUAUUAAAUUUAGCUUAUGUUUCUAAGGGCAUAAUUGGAGGAUUCUAAUUGAAAUCCGCACUGUCAUCUAUGCAUUAUCUAAAUUUUGAAUUUGUAAUCCAAAUGAUGUUGAUUU